CGCCCGUUUGGGUCACGUGGCGAGGCCGCCGCCGCGGCCAUCACCACUGUGGGCAGUCGCAUUUGGCCGCCGCCGCGCCCCCCGCCCGUACCUGGGCUUCACGCCCCCCAGGUGGGCCCGGCCUGGGCUCCUGUCCCCCGCCGCAGUCACCCCCCUCGCUUUCCUGUCCCCUUGGGCGCUGGGGGUCGCUCAGGGAGGGACAUGGGUGACCGGAAGUGAAAACUGUGAGCGUCGCGCCCGGGGCGCCAAGGCCUGAGGCGCCGUCGGGGCCACCGCGACGCACGCAUGGAGAGCACUGGGCGCCGGGCUGCGCACCGACGGCUCACCGGAACCCACGGGCUCUGCGGGGCGAGGGCUUUGCAGAACCGACUGGCCGCCCGAGGCGCGGGAACAUGAGGCUUAGCCCGGAUCCCGCUGCGGGCGAGGCGCGCGGUGCCCAGACCUGCCCUGGUCGCGGGUGAACAGCGCGGAACCCCAGGACUCGCCCGUCGUUGUCUGUGGCAGCAUGGUCUUCUGUCUGGAAAACGAGGAGCCGCGCCGCCCACUGCGAAGCGCCAUGGUCCACUUCCAGGCCUCAGAAGUCCAGCAGCUGCUACACAACAAAUUCGUGGUCAUCUUGGGGGACUCCAUCCAGCGGGCUGUGUACAAGGACCUGGUGCUCCUGCUCCAGAAAGACUCACUGCUCACAGCUGCCCAGCUGAAAGCCAAGGGGGAGCUGAGCUUUGAACAGGACCAGCUGGUGGCUGGGGGCCAGCUGGGCGAGCUGCACAACGGGACACAGUACCGCGAGGUCCGCCAGUUCUGCUCGGGUUCUGGCCACCACCUUGUGCGCUUCUACUUCCUCACCCGCGUUUACUCUGAGUACCUCGAGGACGUCUUGGAGGAGCUGACAUACGGGCCUGCCCCGGACCUGGUGAUCAUCAACUCCUGCCUCUGGGAUCUCUCCAGGUAUGGCCGCUGCUCAAUGGAGAGCUACCGAGAGAACCUGCAGCGGGUAUUCGUGCGCAUGGACCAAGUGUUGCCAGACUCCUGCCUCUUGGUGUGGAACAUGGCAAUGCCCCUUGGGGAGCGUGUCACUGGGGGUUUCCUCCUGCCAGAGCUUCAGCCUCUGGCAGGCUCCCUGCGGCGGGAUGUGGUUGAAGGGAACUUCUACAGUGCUACCCUGGCUGGGGACCACUGCUUCGACGUCUUGGACCUCCACUUUCAUUUCCGGCAUGCAGUACAGCACCGUCAUCGGGACGGUGUCCACUGGGACCAGCAUGCACACCGCCACCUCUCACAUUUGCUUCUGACCCAUGUGGCUGAUGCCUGGGGCGUGGAGCUGCCCAAGCGUGACUACUCCCCUGAUCCGUGGAUGGAGGACUGGCCAGAGAUGGAUCAUCUGUUCCAGGGAAGCCGUGGGCAGUCCCCUGACUUCGGGGAACAGUUGGCCUUGCCCCCACCCCCACCCUCUCCUUUGCCCCCUCCCAUGCCUCUUCCCUACCCUCUUCCUCAGCCUUCUCCACCUCCCCUCUUCCCACCCCUGCCCCAGGAUGCCCCUUUUUUCCCAGGCCAGCCCUUCCCACCCCAAGAAUUCUUCAAUCAUAAUCCAGCAGAGGACUUCUCGAUGCCACCCCACUUAGGAUGUGGCCCUGGAAUGAACUUUGUGCCUGGCCCCCUGCCACCUCCAGUCCCUGGCUCUAAUCCCCAUGGUCAGCACCGGGGCCCGGUGGUCCACCGGGGGAUGUCACGCUGUGUUCCUAGCGGCCCCUACCAUGUGCCGAGGACGGGGGGACCCUGCAGACAGCGGCUCAGGCACUCAGACAGACUGAUCCACACAUACAAACUGGACAGACGGCCUCCUGCCCAUUCGGGGACAUGGCCUGGGUAGGCUGGAUCUUGGGCUGGGGCUGGAUGUGCUGAUGGCUAUGCAGGGCCUGCCUAGCACUGCAGGUGCUGGGCUAGGUAUCUGUUAUGCGUGGUAUCGUUCUUGUCCAUUGCUGUCACCAAUAAAGGCAUGGAAGAACAGAGUG
This is a messenger RNA of Microcebus murinus (gray mouse lemur), 2012 nucleotides long. It is a transcript of the gene PCED1A, whose product is annotated as PC-esterase domain containing 1A. Lineage: Eukaryota; Metazoa; Chordata; Mammalia; Primates; Cheirogaleidae. The record is from RefSeq and is a predicted model, not a curated record.